Ruditapes philippinarum (Manila clam) is the source of this 785-nucleotide messenger RNA. RefSeq names its product cleavage and polyadenylation specificity factor subunit 1-like. NCBI's taxonomy places the organism in Eukaryota, Metazoa, Mollusca, Bivalvia, Venerida, Veneridae. The transcript has 5 exons. Bases 191 to 532 code for a protein of 113 amino acids. Gene Ontology annotation, cellular component: nucleus; mRNA cleavage and polyadenylation specificity factor complex. The record is from RefSeq and is a predicted model, not a curated record. Gene Ontology annotation, molecular function: protein binding.
ACAAUAUAUGGAAUAUAUCACCAUGUGGUAACAUUGUUAUGGGGGAACCAGCAUUCCUAUCUGAGGAGUUCAGUUCAGUUCAGAGCUGGUCACCACUUCCAGUUAUGGUAAAAAUGGAGCUCUGUCAGUAUUACAGAGAAGUAUUAGACCACAAGUUGUGACAACGUUUGAGUUACCCAGCUGUGUGAACAUGUGGACAGUGACAGGACCAAAGACAAGUGGUGACAAAGACGACGAUGAGAAAGAGAUACAGGAUGGUCAUGCUUUCUUGAUACUAAGUCGACCGGACUCUAGUAUGAUUUUACAGACUGGUCAGGAGAUUCAAGAAUUAGAUCACAGUGGAUUUAGUACCCAGACUGCCACUAUAUAUGCUGGUAAUGUUGGAGAAGGCAGAUAUAUUCUACAGGUGUCCUCAGGUGGCAUCAGAUUACUGGAUGGAGUACAACAACUGCAGCAUAUUCCAAUUGAGAUGGGUACUCCUAUAGUACAAUGUACUGUAGCUGAUCCCUAUAUUUUGAUAAUGAGUGAUUAGGGAACCAUCAUGAUGUUAACAUUGAAACAAGAAGUGACUGGUGCCCGGCUUGUUCUUACCAAGCCUCUCAUUUCUAAUAAACCACGAGUGACCACUCUCUGUGCAUAUAAAGAUGAGAGUGGAAUGUUUACUACAUCAGCUGUUGAAGUAGAAGAAGAAACAAUAACAACAGAACAGAAAAUAAACAUGAAUACUUCACUAGAAAAAGUCUUCAGUAUGGAAAACAGGUAAAUACAUGUAUUACAUGUUUUUC